Aedes aegypti (yellow fever mosquito) is the source of this 2579-nucleotide messenger RNA. Its product is annotated as beta-1,3-glucosyltransferase. The transcript has 9 exons. The record is from RefSeq and is a predicted model, not a curated record. Bases 378 to 2444 code for a protein of 688 amino acids. Gene Ontology annotation, cellular component: membrane. Gene Ontology annotation, molecular function: acetylglucosaminyltransferase activity. Lineage: Eukaryota; Metazoa; Arthropoda; Insecta; Diptera; Culicidae.
GAAUUGGAAUAGUCGUUGAGAAGGACUGAUCCGGAUCGGAUGUGUUUUUCGUGAUUUCCCGCCCAGAGGAAAACCGUGUGUGUUUGCUUUCUAAGCUUGUAGGCAAUGAAAAAUCCGUGUGCAAUUAAACGUGACUUAAACGUGUAACGUUUCAUCUGAAUGGCUGGAAUGAGUUGUUGCGCCGAGGGAAAUUGUUUGUGUUCGUUGAAUUGUAAGCUGAUUAAAAGUUACCUGUUUCGAAUGAGAUUAGUGUCCGCGUCCAUCCGAACUGCAGCAGCGAUAAUGAAGAAGGAAGCUGCUAUUAAUUCCUGGAAACAUCGCCCGCUAUAGAAGCCAACAAAACUGAAGAAAUGUACUCGAGUGAAUCGUAGCCGAAAAUGAAUCAACUGUUUAAUGACAUUAAUUAUGCAUCCUUCAACGGGGCCAGCUCUCCAGCCCGGUUAUCACCGAGAUUGAGAUCCAUGGGAACAACGGCGAUCGUGUUGGCGGUGAUAGUUGUAUGUGUCCUAUUUCCACCAGUUGGCUCAGUUCCAGAAGUAGCGAACGAUUCGGAGAACCCAAAACUAGCACCACACGAAAUAUCGUACCUAAUUUUGAGUCAAUCGGCUGCGAUCCACUACGAGCGUGCAAAUGCACUGCGAAGAAGCAUCCUCGAGCAACAGUUGAAACUAAACGACCAACUACCAUCACCGACCGGCGGCAGUGAGAAUGUGCAUCUAUCACAGGAGAUUUUCGCCGACCACGAGGGCUCUUGGGCUAUCACACCCAUCCUGAAGCACAUCCGGGCGAGCAUUCUGAAAGCUUCACACGCCGGAACCCGCUGGCUGAUCAUCUGCGAGGAGGACAGCCACGUGAACGUGAGUCUAUUAGCACACCAUUUGGGCAAAGAGGAUUAUCGACAGGAGCUGUUCCUGGGAUAUCCACUGCACGACCGCGAGGCAACCAUUAUUCAUCAUUUUGCGUUUUUCAAAAAUCCAUCAAGCUUCCUUUAUCCGUACCUGCGGGCCGGAAUCGCUCUAACCGUGCCACUCGUGGAUCGACUCGUUCAGGUGCUAUCGAGUGCCGGCCAGACCUUGACGGAGUUCUUCAUCGAUGCGGCCCACGAGUUUGCCCUGCUGGCGUGGAAUCGAGGCACCGGAAAUCGACUCACGCCGGCCGCCUACUUCUGUGCCCACCCUGUCGAAGGAUGUGCCGUUUAUGCCAAGCAGGUAUCAUCGCUGCCCGAGGAAACAUGUAACCACCCACCUGUUGCUGCAAACCGAGAGCGCACCGAGAUGCCAUCGGCCCCCAUUCUGUUCGCCGUGAAAACGUGCGAAAAGUUCCACGCCGAACGUGUCCCGGUUCUGUUGCACACCUGGGCCCGCUACGUACAACACUUGCGGCUAUACAGCGACAUUGGUGAUGCCAGCAUACCGACGAUUGCGACCACGAUUCCCAACACUAGCAUCGGUCAUUGUGCGAAAACGUUGGAAAUUCUGCACCUGGUGCAGGAGGAAAUGUUUCGCAAUCGGGCCCUGGCAGACGUCAUUAGUUGGAUUAUGCUCGUAGAUGACGAUACGAUUUUAAGCCCCUCAGCCCUGACUCGCUUCCUGAGCGCCUUCGAUCCAUCCCAAGACGUGUACAUUGGCGAACGCUACGGCUAUCAUUUGCUCGCCGAAGACGGCCAGGGCUACAACUACGUCACCGGAGGGGGCGGAAUAGUGAUUAGUGUGCGGAUCCUUGGCGCAUUGCUACGGUCAUGCGAGUGUCCUUCGGCUUCCUCACCGGACGAUAUGAUCAUUGCAGCUUGCCUGUAUCGGCUGGGGGUACGACCGAUUCACUCGCCGCUCUUCCACCAGGCGCGGCCCUCCGACUACCCACCGGAAACCCUGGACCCGGCCAGCAUAUCCUUCCACAAGCACUGGCAAAUCGAUCCCUAUCAGGUGUACAACAGGUGGUUUAGAAAGAAUGACGAAGCGUGGUGGCACAAGCAAAAGCGACGGCGAAAGUUCCCUUCACUCCAUGACCACCAACCGAUUCAGGCGGAAACCAUUUCCGGUAGCAGUGAGCCACUGCUCCGUCCGAAACAUAUCAGUAACGAUAAUGACAGCGCACGACAGGAACAGGAACAGCACAAUCAUCUGCCCCACGGCGUAGUAAAUGUGGUCCGUUCCCAUCAACAACCAUCGCCACCACCCACCAAGGAGACACUGUCAGAGGCAACCACCAGUGCCGCUCCUACGGCCAGGAUGAUAGCAAAUGAUUAUCAUCAUCGUUAUCAAAACGCACAUAUCAGCAAACAUUUCUGCGAGGAUAAUGAGCUCCAAUCAAACAGCAACUUGCUGCUGAAUCAGCGGCAAACCCAUCAUCAUCAACAGGAGCCCAUCGAGCCCAACCCGAGCAGAACGACCGGCGCCAGACGCAGCUUCCAGGAACCGAACAUAAUCAAGCAUACUGAACUGUGAACACCGGGGCUCAAACAAUUUCUCGACUAUUAAAUAGUCCUAUGGAAAAGGAAUGGGGCAAGUUAUACUAAUAAACGAACUGUUUAUCUAGGUACCUUCUUCGAAAUACACUAUAUAUUAUUCAGAUAUUUUGAA